AUGAGUUCAGCUCCACGGACGGCUCGCACAGCCUCGAGGAUAGCACGCUUCUCCUCGUCAGCCUCGAGCUCUCGAGAUGCACACCCAUGGAUCAGCGGCCGCUUCGAUCAAGAGGCUUCGAUAUCUUACGCAGCAAAGCUCGCCAUCACUGAUCCCGCUAGAGCAAGCCAGAUCGGCUCAAUAGCCAUUCCAACGAGCAGCCAAGUCCAAAAGGCACUCGAUCACGCCAACUCGGUCUUUGCGUCAGGUCACGGCGAAUGGUCCUCUCCCGACUCGGUCCACUUUCGAUCCGAGUGUCUUUAUCGUCUGGCACAGAUCUUACGGCAGCGGGCUCCAGAGCUUGCCAUGCUCGAAAGCCAGCAGACGGGUCGCUGCAUCCGAGAGUUCCGUGCGCAGCUCGCAAGGCUCUACGAAUGGUUCGAAUACUACUCGGCCCUUAUCCGUGUUGGAGAGGGGAGCACGCUGCCAUUACGCGGUCAGCUGCUGGGAUACAAAGCACGACGUCCGCUUGGUGUCGUACUGCAGAUCACGCCCUUCAACCAUCCACUGCUGAUUGCGGUCAAGAAGCUUGCCGCAGCGCUAGCGGCGGGCAACAGCGUCAUUGUCAAGCCCAGUGAAGUGGCUCCUCUCACCGUGCUCGAGCUCGGUCCCAUGACACAAGAGGCAGGCAUCCCAGACGGCGUGGUUCAGAUCCUACCCGGUGCGGCUGAGACAGCAAAGCAGCUGGUCGAGUCGCCAUACAUUCGCAAGAUCGAUUUCACGGGCGGAACAAGAGUCGGCACGCUUUUGUCAGAGCAGGCCGGCAAGCGGCUGAUCCCCAUCACCACCGAGCUUGGGGGCAAAGCGCCACUGAUCGUAAUGGAAGACUGUCCGGUCGAUCUGGCGGUCAACGGUGCGUCCUUCGCUGCAUUCGUGGCAAGUGGGCAGACAUGCGUCUCAGCGACCAGGAUAUCGGUUCACGAGAAGAUCUUUACGGCAUUCCUGGAUCGCUUUGCUGAGAGAGCCAACAACAUCUCCAGCCGUAUGGGCAAUCCUCAGAAUGCGGACGCGCUGCUCGGCUCGCUAAUUAGCGCUGCGCAUGCAGACAAGGUCGAUGCGAUAGUUCAGGGCGUCACGACUCCAAGGAGGAGCUCCGCAUCUGUGUGGGAAUGCGUUGCUGGCGGGCGGAAGCCGAACGGCGCUUCUUUCGACGGUCACGAUCUGGCAGCAUCUGGCGCCUUCUACCCGCCCACCAUACUGAUUCCUGCUGGCACGUCUUCCGACCCUAGCUCUCUAUCAUCGCCAGCAGAGCAAGCCGUCCGCAGCAGCACCCUCUGGCAGGAAGAAGUCUUCGGACCCGUCGUCUGCGUCGUGCCCUUCCGCGACGAUGCACACGCCAUUGAGCUGGCCAACGACAGCCGCUUUGGUCUCGGUGCCAGCGUCUGGACGGCCGACCACGCGCGCUUCCAUCGGAUGGUGCCUCGUAUCAAGGCAGGCAUCGUCUGGCUCAACACGCAUCAUCGCAAUGACCCUUCGAGCCCGUGGGGCGCCAUCGCUCCCACUGGCAACUUUUCAGGAAGUGGCACGGCGAGCCUUGGUGCCAACCCGUCAGGUAUUGGCAGAGAGAACGGACUCGAAGCGCUGAAUGCAUACAGCACAGUGCAGAGCAUCACGAUCAACUACGCAGACCACGAGACGAUGCGCUCUUCAGAGGAUUGGUUCGGUCCUGCCGACAAAGGCGCCGCUUCGUCACAGCCACCGGUACGAUACGGAUGA
This is a messenger RNA of Kalmanozyma brasiliensis GHG001, 1755 nucleotides long. Its product is annotated as Aldehyde dehydrogenase. NCBI's taxonomy places the organism in Eukaryota, Fungi, Basidiomycota, Ustilaginomycetes, Ustilaginales. The record is from RefSeq and is a predicted model, not a curated record. Bases 1 to 1755 code for a protein of 584 amino acids. The transcript has a single exon. Gene Ontology annotation, molecular function: aldehyde dehydrogenase (NAD+) activity.